GAAUAGCGAAAAAUAAAAUUUUGCACAGUCAUUGAAAUUUCGUAUAAGUUUUAUCAAAACACAAAGAAUAUUAACAUUUUUUGGAUAUUUUAGUAUAUUUAUUAUAGAUAGCGUAUAGCAUUUUUUAAUUUACACGUGCGAAAACUUUGAAGAUACACUGCAAUUUUUAUCGAUGCUGAUGCUAUAAACUACACUUUUUUAGCAAGCAAACAAAACAAUGGACACCGGAGCAAAUGCUGAAAUUGAGCUUCUGGAGCGAGUGCUGCUGCGACUGGGUAAUGCAGACACCGAUGAGAAAUUAGAAGCAGCAGUGAGUAAAUUUCUGACACCAGUCAUUCUAAAAAUUAAUUCGCCUCACAAUGUGGUUAGAACAAAGGUUGUAGAAGUGUUGACCCAUAUUAAACGGCGAUUGACUUCACGGGGUCAAAUUCAAGUACCGGUGGAGGCACUCCUGGAUCAGUAUGCUCUACCCGAUAGUACAACAUUUCUUAAAAACUUCGCCAUUAUUUUUAUUACCAUGGGAUAUCCACGUCUGCAAUUGGAGCAGCAGGCGGCCUUGGCUGCCAAAGUGGUGGGCUGUGAGACCAAGAUGGAUAACUAUCAAGACAAGCUGUUCGGUCUGUUGCUGCCCAUUUUGGGUGACCUCAAAAUACCCGAAGAUCCGGCGCAGCGAAAUAAGCUUCUCAAUCUCCAGGAUAAGCCAGGAGUCAGUUCGAAUUUUCUAUCACUACUGCAAGAUGUGUUACUCCUGCCCUAUGGUGUAACACAGGAUCAAGAUGUGCCACCUGGCCUAAGUCCUUAUAGUUUUAAGCGCAUCAUUGCCAACAAUUGGAGAGCCGAGGAAUUGGAAAAAGUUAAGAAGGGCAUUGUACGUUUCCUUUGUGCCGGAGUUUUUACGGAAGUGGAAAGCUUUAUAUUAUUGGUGCUGGCCUCAGCGGACACCCGCUUCAGCGUAGCUACGCCAGCUAUCACAGAAUUGAGCAAAGUUUGCACUAUGCUGGAUUUUCAACAGCCAGUUGUGACCGCUCCAUUGUACACCCUUUACAUUGGUAACCAGAAUAGCUUAACAGAACGCCAGACUCGACCAUGUUGUGCCCGAGUGCGCCAGAAACUUUUGCAGCAUCUAAUUAGGUGCCGCGGCAAAAGCAUCAAUGUGUCCAAAGGUCUACAAGUGAUAUUCGAUACGUUAUUUGGAACAAAUACGAAUCAAAAGUGCAAAGUCUUGGCCCUACAGUUUGUGGAACUUGUCCUAAAAGACGGACCUCGGGAAUUGGUGUCCAAGGUGUCGAAGGUAAUUCUGACGGGCAUUACCAAGGUUAUUGGACGUGGCGACUCAUCGGAGCCGAACGAUGUGCAGAAUGCCGCCUACUCGGCAUUGGCUCAACAUGCACGUAGUUUCCCCCAGGAUGUCAGUCAGGAUCUUAAACUUGUGUUGGGCUAUUUUCAAAACUUAGCCAACUGUGCCCCAGACUUGCAUUCAUCUAUACGCGAGGCUUUGGUCUCUAUGGCACCAGCAUUUGCCUGGAAAACCAAAGAGAAAGCCGAAGCAUCAAUGGAUGUGGAUGACGAACAGACUGCCGAUUCGUGGGAGGUACAACUGGAUGGGCAGCAACAUCUAUUGCUGGCCAUGCUGUUGGACAAUGCAGAGUCAAAAAUUCAAAUUGUCCAAAAUGUAACGAGUGUUUUUCUAACAAGUUGCUAUCCAGAAUAUUAUGCUCCUGCUCGAUAUCUACUCCUGCUUAUUGCCGGUGAACGAAACUCAUUGAGAGAGAAUGUUACCUCGUAUUUGUAUGGAACUUCGAAAAAGGAUCAUGUCAACUAUAGUUUCAUUUCAUCCAUUGAGCAACGUGGAACACGCCACUUGAGCGAAUCCAUUGCCGAUUUCAAUCAUUUGUCCAUGGAACAACGUCGUGUAGUAUUGCCCAGUUUUUCGGUUAUGAUGUCGCAUGUUCAUGAAAUGGCUCAGAAACGUCUAAAGAAGAGUACUUCUGGUGGAGGAGUUGUGGUUGUGGGCAAAACCAAAUUACCCUUUACCCUGGACGUCUACGAAGAGUUGCUCGACUAUCUAAGGCUAUGCUUGUGGUAUUCUGCCGAUAUAGUAGGUGCCCCUGGUGAUGAGAAGCAUACCCAAAAGUUGAGCAAAUAUAUCAGUUUGAACUACGAAGAGGACGAGAAUAAUCCCAUUCAUCAGUAUGUGCAAUUUGUUCAACGCAGUGUCGAGGCUAAAAGAACUGAAUCCAAUUUACUUGGUCUCUAUGAUCUGUUAAAUGCUGCACCACAAUUGUUUGCAUCUAAGCAGCUGCAUUUACUAGAACCGCUGGGCAACUCGCUGAAAGAUGUUUCUGAGACAAUGCGCAAUAAUGUGGCCCAGGUCUAUGGUAUUCUAUGGGCCUAUGGACUCCCCGAUGAUAAACUAAAUGAGGAAGUGAGUGAAUGCCUGCGCAAGCUGUCUCAGUCAUCUCUGGAACAUAAGCAUGGGUUACUCCUUGUGCUGGGACACACAUUGAAUCGAAAGAUCAGCUUGCAGUUAACACAAAAGAAGGAUGCAACGUCAAAACCAAAGGACUAUGCCGAAUGGCCACAGUUUGUCGAUGCUAUUAAAUUUAUUGCUAAAUCUCUGUGUGAAUCGCAAUGGCUUCUGGUGUCAGCCGCAGUUAAAUGCAUCUCGAUGAUUGGAAAGACUGUUGAGAUACCCAAUGUGCAGGUGGAAAUACAAUUACCUAGCUCCAACACCAGUGACAGUUCCAACACAAUUGCAGAUGAUGACGAGGAGGAGUAUCGCAGCAUUGAGUCAUCAACCAAACUGAUUAUAUUUGGUGUAGUCUUUCAAUUGCUGCGUAGCACUUCGGCACGUCAAAAAAUCCGCGAAGAAUCAGCCAAAUGCUUGGGAUAUUUGGCCAUAGGUGAUGGAGAUCAUUUCACCAAACGAAAUCUUCAGAAAUUUCUCACCUUGGCCAAAGUACAAAAGGAUGCGGCACUUAAUAUAGCAAUAUCAGAGGCCAUUGUCAAUACUCUGUGUGGAUAUGACGUGAAUAAGGGAAUUCCGAGUGAAAAUUUCAAUAAUCCCCAUUGCACGAAUGCCGACUUUGAGCAGUUUUUGAAUUCUUUAAUAGCUCUGGUCACCGAACCAAAUCCUAAUUCACGGCAAGCCAUUUCGGUGUGGCUAUUGGCGGUUGUCAAACACUGCAGCCAUCGUCCAGCGGUGCACAAUAAGAAACAAUUGCUGCAGUUUGCCUUCACAGAGUUACUUUCCGAUGAUAGUGAAUUUGUGCAGGAUGUAGCCUCAAGAGGUCUAGGUCUGGUCUACGCUCUCUCCGAUGCUGGCAGUCAAACUGAUUUAGCCAAUUCUCUUUUGGAUCAGCUGAUUGGAGGCAAACGCAAAGUUAAUCAGGUUACUGGCGACACCGAACUCUUUGCCGAAGGAAUGCUGGGAAAAACGCCAACUGGCGGCAACAUCACAACCUACAAGGAACUCUGCUCUCUUGCCUCGGAUCUUAAUCAGCCGGACAUGAUCUAUCAGUUUAUGCAGCUGGCUAAUCAUAAUGCAGCCUGGACCAGUAAACUAGGAGCGGCCUUUGGACUGAAAACACUCUCCGCCGAAUCCAAACAAAAAAUGCAGCCUUAUUUGGGCAAGAUUAUUCCACGGCUGUAUCGCUACAAAUACGAUCCGACGCCAAAAAUUCAAAACUCAAUGAUCUCGAUAUGGGAUACGAUUGUCACCGAUUCCAAGGAGACAACGGAGCAAUAUUAUUGGGAAAUUCUGAGGGAAUUGUUGGAUAAUCUCACCUUCAAGGAAUGGCGUGUUCGUAUUGCAUGCUGUCUGGCUGUAAGAGACCUUCUGAAGCGACCCAAUGGUUUAAGACUGCGUUCGGAAGACCGUUUACGACCAAAAUCCAGCGGUGGCACUACACCUGAUCCCCACAAAAUGGAUGUAGACGAUGAUGUACCCGAACCGGAGUUAAAAGAACUCUGGGUACAACUAUUCCGCGUCAUGGAUGACAUUCACGAAGGAACCCGCAUGACAGCACAUGGCACUGCCUCAUUCUUGGGUAAAUUAUGUGUGAUUGCAUCGUCCUCGGAGCAUGGCAAAUCUGGCACAGCCGUGUCCACAUCUAUACUACCCUUUUUGUUGGAGACCGGGGUGGGCCACAAGGUUAGCGAUAUCCGAAAAGUGAGCAUCAAGACCAUUUCCGACAUGAUAGACUCAUCGGGAGCGUUGAUAGCGCCGCAUUUGGUUACGCUAAUCCCAUGCCUGUUGCGAGCAACUGGCGAAUUGGAGAACACAAAAUUAUCAUACGUCUCAACCCGACUUGGAGCUGAUCACGAGGCCCAGGAAGCCAUAGACACGCUGCGUGCCGAAGCCGCAAAAUCACAUCACACCAUGGAGACGAUCAAUAAAUGUGUACGCUUCAUAGAUUAUCCUGAACUGGAGAAAAUGACCCCAGAAGUGCUGGAGUUAAUGAAAUCCAGUGUAAAUUUGGGCACCAAAAUUGGUUGUGCUCAUUUUGUGUGUCUGGUCAGCAUACGCCUUGGCAAGGAAAUGUCCCCGGUGGUCGGCAAAUAUAUUCGUGCCUGCUUUGUCGGUAUCAAGGAUCGCAAUGCCACUGUUAGAAAGUACAAUGCCACGGCCAUUGGUCAUCUACUUGGUUUGGCUAAGGAACAAUCCAUUAAGAAUUUGUUUGCCAAAUUGGAUGAACUCUAUACAGAGCAGCCAAACAAUCGUUCCAUUGCCCUGACCAUCCAAUCAAUUAACAAGCGCCAUCACGAGUUGCUUAAGGAUUACAUGGACAGCAUGAUACCAUUAGUAUUCUUUGCUAUGCAUGAGGAAGGCAUGGACGAAAACUCCAAGGCCAAUGUGGAAUUGUGGAAGGAUCUUUGGAACGACAUUUGUCCAGGUGAUGCGGGCAUACGCCUUAAUUUGAAUGUUAUAAUUACCAAAUUGGAGGCUUCAUUGACCGAUGUCAGUUGGUCACGUAAAUCUCAGGCAGCCAAUGCCAUACAAACGAUUGCUACACGUCUAGCCAGCAGUUUGGAUGAGGCUGAGAGAGUGCGCCUUAUCAAGCUGUUACUCACAGGCCUCCAAGGACGAACUUUCCAGGGUAAGGAACGACUGCUACAAGCGCUAGCUGCUCUCUGUAAAAAUUUGAAUCCGAAGCAUGAGAUUUCCCCGAGUAUCAUCGAUGCUGCAUUGCGAGAAGCACGUAAACGAGAGCCCACUUAUCGCACCUUAGCUUUGGCUGCUCUAGGUGACAUACUCGAGCAACUAGAGGCAGACCGAUUCGAAGAGGUUUACAACAUGAUAUGGAACCUACUCGAAAAGAAGGAACUGCAUGAAGAUGAUGACGAUGAUGGAGACGAUGGGUCGAACUCCAGCAAAGACCUAAGUGCUGACGAGCGGAACAAGCGGGCUCAAACUCUAAACAAACUUAAGGAAGUUGUUUGGGAAACAUUGGGUAAAUCGUGGCCAAAACAUGCCAUUGAAACACAAUAUAAAUAUCAACUCAUCCUUGCCGAGAACUGCUCGAAAAUAUUGGCGGAGAGCACUCGCCCAGUUCAAGUAAGUCUGAUGGCUGCCCUGUGCAAGUACGUCGAGCGUCUACACAUUUUUGAAGAUUCCUUGCCCAACCAAGAGAAGAAGAUUAAGACAGAUCAGCCGAUGCCUGCAAUCCUUAACCAAGAGGACAUUGUCCAGAAGAUUUGCAAUGAUAUUCUUGCCGCUGUCACUAUGGCCGCUGGCGUGCCACACACUGGUCUGAAAAAGGAGGCGCUCAACAUUAUAUUGAUGCUCAUCAAGCGUCUCAGUGUGCCCAACGAUCAACAGCAUCUGGAUUUGGUUAGGCUAAACUUUGAAUUGAAUCUGGAGAAAUUUCAACGGGACUCGGCCCCCGAAGUGCGUUGUCGCAUCAAGGACAUUGAGGAUAAGCUCGGCAAGUUGGAUGCUAGCCAAUAAGUCAUGAAAAUGUACAUGGUAUUUGGGCAGGACAUUGAGUGAAUAAAAAGACAGAAUGUUUAAUUGAAAA
Molecule: messenger RNA, 6020 nt
Organism: Drosophila willistoni
Lineage: Eukaryota; Metazoa; Arthropoda; Insecta; Diptera; Drosophilidae
Product: proteasome-associated protein ECM29 homolog
Exons: 8
Coding region: 218-5950 (1910 amino acids)
Biological process (GO): proteasome assembly
Cellular component (GO): nucleus; cytoplasm
Molecular function (GO): molecular adaptor activity
Source: RefSeq, a predicted model, not a curated record